Molecule: messenger RNA, 1662 nt
Organism: Alosa alosa (allis shad)
Lineage: Eukaryota; Metazoa; Chordata; Actinopteri; Clupeiformes; Clupeidae
Product: Fc receptor-like protein 5
Exons: 9
Biological process (GO): cell surface receptor signaling pathway
Molecular function (GO): transmembrane signaling receptor activity
Source: RefSeq, a predicted model, not a curated record
UAUCACAACUCUGGUGGCUACACCUGCAGAGGGGUACAGAGACGCACCACUCAGAGUUCAGACAUCAGUGAUUUGGUCACUUUAACUGUGUCAGAGCGACCCAAAGCUGUUGUGUUCCUGAGCCCCAGCUGGUCUCCAGUAUUCAGUGGAGAGAGCGUCACUCUCACCUGCAGCAUACAGGGAGAGUCCCCAUCAGACUGGAGACACAGCUGGUACAGAGGAGGGCAGCAGGUUCACCCACAGAGAGGCAGGAGUGACAGUAGUGAAUACAGACUGCAGUCUGUGCAGGAGGCCCACAGGGGGGUCUACAGCUGCCAAGGAAGCAGAAGAAGAGAUGAGAGGGUGUCUUCAAAGAGUGAUGAUCUAACUCUUACUGUUUCAAAGAGACCCAAGGCUGCAGUGACCCUGACUCCUGUCAGCACAGAAGUAUUCAGAGGAGACUCUGUUACCCUCAGAUGUGAGAUACCAGAGGGGGGAAACACUGACUGGGACUACAGUUGGUAUUUCGACAGAAACCCAAAUUCUCCUCUAGUCACUGCUCAGCAGUACAGCAUCAGCUUUGCUGCUGAUCACCACUCUGGUGACUACACCUGCAGAGGGACACAGAGAGCCACCACUCAGAGUUCAGAGAACAGUAAUGUGGUCAAACUGACAGUGACAGCCCGGCCUGCAGCUACACUGACUAUGACUCCACAGAGUCCUGUAUUCACUGGAGAGUCAGUCACCCUGAGUUGUGACAUAAAGUCUUACAGUGGCUGGACAUAUAAGUGGUUUAAAGACAAGAGUAUCAAUGUUGUGUCUACUGGAAGCACAUUUACUCUAAAAGAAGUUAGUGAGUCUCAUUGUGGUGAAUACUGGUGUCAAGGAGAGAGGAGAGAAAGACCAACCUCAUCACAAAGUAGCAGCAAAACAACGAUUGAAGUCAAAGCACCAAAGCCCAAACUCACAUUAAGUCCAGGCCACCAGCUCAGCACAGGAGAGUCAGUGACUCUGAGAUGUGAGUUGGGUGUUCCCUCUGGUUUGGUGUUCUACUGGUACAGACACACACAGAUCUCUGAUCCUGUGGCCCAGACUGAUGGAAACUCCUGCAAUAUCAGCUCUGGUAAUGUCUCUGAUGGAGGGCAGUACUGGUGCAGAGCUGGGAGAGGAGACCCAGUCUUCUAUACUCAAUAUAGUGAUGCAGCUGAGAUAAAGUUUACAGAUGGAGAUGUGAUCCUGGAGAGUCCUGUCCAUCCUGUGACUGAGGGAGAUCCUCUGACUCUGCACUGUAGAUAUCGCCAUCAGCCAUCAAACAUCAGUGCUGACUUCUAUAAAGAUGGGACACACCUGCAGACCUCCACCACAGGAGAGAUGACCAUCCCUGCAGUCUCAAAGUCACAUGAAGGCCUCUAUAAGUGCAGGAACCUAGAGAGAGGAGAGUCACCAGAGGGCUGGGUCACAGUCAGAGAUGCUGGAUCCUCCAUGUUGGUGGUAGCAGUGGGUGUGGUGAUGGGACUGCUUGUUGCCUUUGCUCUGGUCAUUUCACUGGUCCUGCUGCAUCGUUCCUUCAAAGUUAAAAGUUCUGGUACAAUGAAGCGAAACCCAGACCAGAAACAUCAGACCACUGAACACAAUUCAGAUCCAGACCAGAGGACCAAUCAGAUUUCAGAUCCAGACCAGAGG